CUGAGGAGAAGCUCUGUACAUGUAUAAGAACGCCAGGGAUGUCAUCUGGCACAAUUUAAAAACAGCAUCAAAACGUAAGAAUCCACGAAGAAGCACGUUCGAUGAUGGAGCGCAAGAGACUACGUGGUGUGCCUUACUCGACGCAACUACAGCGUCGCAAACGCGUCUGGACCAACGCUUUGCAGCUGGAAGUCCAGGCACUUAGUAGUCAGCUCGCAGAACUGCAAGCGGCGCGGCAAGAUCGGAUCAAAGACGUAGCAACUGGGACAAACGAUUCCGAUACAUCUACGAGUCGUUGGCGAGGUCUAGCAACAAUUGAGAGCGAGAAGAGAUGUCGGGCUGAAAAACUCAACAGAGAACUGAAGAGUUUGCUGACUGAGCAGUUGAAGCUUCGAGCUCCCGUACUCAAGAUGAUAAGGAGGAAAGAAGUCCUUGAGGGUAUCGAGUUUGUUCUUCAACUGCAGCCGAAAGUUCAGCAACCGCUGCGGGAGCCAAACUUCGGUGAUCUUGUGCUAGACGAGAUGGAGAGUAGUUUAGAUUGGCUUCGACUCGAUACCGACACGAUGCUGUCAGUCGUGGAUGACAGUACAAAGGUCUCGUUUCGUUGGCAGCACAUUCCUCUAAGCAACUGCAUCCAGUCCAGUUCGAUCACUCCUGUAAGUUGCACGGUGCAACAGAUAGGUGAAAUGCUAUGGCGACAUGCUUCAAACACCAAGAAAGCCAGCGACUCGUCUUUUCGCUAUGUACGACGAAAGACGCCAACUCCUCUCGAUAUGAACGCCGUUGCUUCGAUGGUCGAAGGUGUGCUGUGUAGCAACGCUGUGACUACAUUUCGCAAAUAUGACGAGGGGGACCGCAUCAUUCUAGUCGGCUCUACUAAGUGGUUUCUACCAAGUGGACAAUUGCUUCUACAAGACUACAGUUGGACUGUUAUCUCACCUUCACCUGGUAAUGGACAAGAAGCUUGCAUGAUGCGUCACUGCUACAAACUCGAGAUGGCGAGGCCUUCCCCCACUUGCAUCACCGAAGAGCAGAAAUUGAUGUUUCAUACUGUGAGCAGUAAAAUGCGCAACGCCUACCAGGCGAUGCAAGACCACCUACUUAGCAGCGCUGUCCUCGGCUAGAUCUAACCGGAGGAAAGUACAGAUUGGCCAACAACGUUAACAUGUACUACAAAAGUAGUGUCACUGGUAAGGCAUCGCCACGAUAAAUGGAUUUUGCGUGGAUAUGUUAUUGAAAUGCAUUCAACAAUGAAUAUAGGGGGGGGGGGGGGGGUUCUAGGCGUGUUCUUUUACCUCAUCUCCAUACAGAAGCACGAGAGCUUAGAGAAAGUGGACCGGUCUGCAUUUCAUACGUCAUUCAUAAUGUCAGAUCUUAAAAAAAAAAAAUACACGGCUGAACAAUCAUA
This is a messenger RNA of Phytophthora nicotianae INRA-310, 1408 nucleotides long. RefSeq lists its product as hypothetical. The coding region runs from base 102 to 1124 and encodes 340 amino acids. The transcript is spliced from 3 exons. The record is from RefSeq and is a predicted model, not a curated record. NCBI's taxonomy places the organism in Eukaryota, Oomycota, Peronosporomycetes, Peronosporales, Peronosporaceae.